Staurois parvus is the source of this 1134-nucleotide messenger RNA. Lineage: Eukaryota; Metazoa; Chordata; Amphibia; Anura; Ranidae. The record is from the annotation of a GenBank genome assembly.
CUCCCUCUUGGUUUUUGUCCAGCUGAGGAGGUCUGCUACAACAGGCUGGGAUGUUUCUCAAGCUUCCCACCCUAUUCUGGCACACUGGCCAGACCGGUCAGUCGCUUACCAUGGGCACCAGCGGUGAUUGAUACUCGAUUCCUGCUUUUCACUAAAGAGAAUCCACACCAAUUCCAAGUGAUCAGCGCUCUCAAUGUCUCCUCAGUCUCUCACACCAACUUUAAACCCAGCCAGAAAUCCAUAUUCAUCAUCCAUGGCUUUGUGGAGAUGGGAGACAAGCUGUGGCUGGUAGAGAUGUGCAAGGCUCUCCUAGAAUUGUCAGAUGUGAACUGUUUCUGUGUAGACUGGAAAGGAGGAUCAUUUGCUCUCUACACACAAGCAUCCAACAAUGUCCGUGUAGUGGGGGCAGAAAUUGCCUAUUUCUUGAACACUUUGCAGACAGCGUACAACUAUGACUUGAAUGAUGUGCACCUGAUCGGGCACAGUCUGGGGGCACACGUUGCUGGCGAAGCUGGAAAGAGACAGAGGGGAAUCGGAAGAAUUUCUGGACUGGAUCCAGCUGGUCCCUACUUUGAAUACACCCCACCCUUGGUAAGACUGGACCCUACGGAUGCUGUGUUUGUUGAUGCCAUUCACACAGAUGGGUCAUUCACUAUGGAUAAACUUGGAUAUGGCAUGAUGCACACACUUGGUAAUGUUGACUUUUACCCUAAUGGUGGUGAAGUGAUGCCUGGCUGUGAUAAAAUCUCUCUUGGAAUUGGAGAUAUUGAUGAGCUUAUUGAAGGAAUGAUUGAGCAUGUCCCCUGUAACCACCAAAUGAGUGUUAAGUUCUAUACAGAGAGCAUUCUGAGGCCUGGUGGUUUCGUUGGUUACCCUGCUUCAUCAUAUGGAGGUUUUCAAAAGGGAUCUGGGUUUCCAUGCAGCAAUGUGAGUUGUGCUUUCAUGGGGUACAAGGCAGAUGAAUAUGUGUUUGGUCAUGAUCAAGACUCUACAGACAACCAAAAGUUUUUCCUGAACACUGGAGGCCCUUCAAACUUGCUGCGUAUGUUCUAUCUAAAACUGGCUAUCUCAGCACUACCACUAAAAUCUCAACCACCUGGGAUCACAUGCAUGUGUUUUAGUUUACAUGGUUAA